UUUGUUUAAUUUUAUUUUUGUACUAUAAUAUAUGGUAACUUUAAAUUUUUGUUUUGCCGCGUAUUUUACACGUGUAUAAUGCGUAAGUCGUAAAAAUGAGAUGUUGCAUCAAAUAUGGCUGCUAUAAGAAAUAGUCUGUUGGCAUUUUCAAAUGUUUUUUCAAAAAGUACAACUGCUGUAACAAGUAAUGUAGGUAUAAAGUUCCAGCAAAUACGUAAUAUUUGGAUUGGACGAUGGAUGACUCGUGAUGUUAAACGAAGACGAUUAGCAAGAGAUUAUGCACCAGAACGAUUGCGAUUAGUAGCUUUAAAAAGAAAUAAUAUUUUACCAGCAGAAAUACAGACUCUUGCCACCAAACAAAUAGAUGAGACUAUUCCCCGUCAAACUGCAUUAAGACAAUUAACACCACGUUGUGCAGUAACUUCUCGUGGUCGUGGUACUGUUAUUAAAUGGAGAAUAUCGAGAAUUGUAUUCCGUCAUUUAGCUGAUUAUAAUAAGUUAUCUGGUGUACAACGUGCAUUAUGGUAAAAGUGUUACCUUAAUAAUGUUUCAAAACAAUUUGAAAUUCUAGAUGUAAAAAAGAUAUUAAAUAAAUAAUUAACACUAA
Messenger RNA from Megachile rotundata (alfalfa leafcutting bee), 607 nucleotides. It is a transcript of the gene mRpS14, whose product is annotated as mitochondrial ribosomal protein S14. Lineage: Eukaryota; Metazoa; Arthropoda; Insecta; Hymenoptera; Megachilidae. Gene Ontology annotation, biological process: translation. Gene Ontology annotation, molecular function: structural constituent of ribosome. The record is from RefSeq and is a predicted model, not a curated record. Gene Ontology annotation, cellular component: ribosome; mitochondrial small ribosomal subunit.